AUGUUUAGCUUCAUACUAAUUUUUGUCGGCUUUGCUCCCAUCAGUGGCCUAUUCGGUUCGAUGAAAAAUGUCACAGUACGAGGCAUGAUAAAAUGCGGGGUAUUUAGUGCUGAUGGAAAGAAAAUUGAACUUUGGGAAGAUGAUAUUUUGAAUCGUGACGACAAGCUGAACACCACUUUUUCGGAUUUAGUUGGACGCUUCGAAAUUUAUGGCCAAACGCGAGAAAUACGAAAUAUCGAACCAUAUUUGCUUAUAACACAUAAUUGUGAUGGAAUAGCACCAAAUUUGAAAUGCACCAUAAUUGAUCGCUAUAAAAUACCAAAAGAUAAGCAAGGAAAAGUUUAUCACAUCGGAGCAAUUAAUCUUUCGGACGGAACGAAAAAAAGAAAGCGAACAUGCAAAAAAUGA
This is a messenger RNA of Dracunculus medinensis (Guinea worm), 408 nucleotides long. The record is from the annotation of a GenBank genome assembly. Lineage: Eukaryota; Metazoa; Nematoda; Chromadorea; Rhabditida; Dracunculidae.